Messenger RNA from Malassezia restricta, 1053 nucleotides. Its product is annotated as ribosomal RNA-processing protein 36. The record is from RefSeq and is a predicted model, not a curated record. Bases 1 to 1053 code for a protein of 350 amino acids. Lineage: Eukaryota; Fungi; Basidiomycota; Malasseziomycetes; Malasseziales; Malasseziaceae. The transcript has a single exon. Gene Ontology annotation, cellular component: 90S preribosome; nucleolus. Gene Ontology annotation, biological process: maturation of SSU-rRNA from tricistronic rRNA transcript (SSU-rRNA, 5.8S rRNA, LSU-rRNA).
AUGUCUCGUGCUGACAUAGGGCGUGAUGAGGCGGUGCCGACACGCGGUGACGUCGUAUCUGAGGACGAAUACGAUGCAGAAGAGAUGGAAGAUAGUUCAGAGGAGGAAGAGGGUGAUGGCUAUGCGCAGUUCAUUGAUCCCGAUGACGAAGAGUCUGACUCGGAAGAAGAGGAGGUGGAUGAAGAAGACGCCCUGCGGCGCGAGAUUGAAUCCAUUCCUUAUGACAAAUUGCUCAAGGCACGCCGUGCUAUGAGUUCCAGCCAACUUGGCGGUGACGUGUCGGAGACUGAAUCAAUCCAAGCCAAGCGUGCCAUGGUCAAGCAACAGCUGCGUGAAAUGGGCGCCAAGUCGCGCGCCAAAGACACAGCAAAGAAGCAGAGCCUUGGAACGCGUGAAACAAAGAGUGCACCGACUAUCAUGUCGACUCGUCGCCCUGUAUCUCGAAUGCGCCAUGUUGUCGAUCCCAUUCCGCGUGCCAAGUCGCGUGAUCCGCGGUUUGAUUCAUUAUCGGCUGGUCCUGUGAAUCAUGACUUGCAUACUAAGUCGUAUGGCUUUCUGUCCGAAUUAUACCAAAACGAAAUCAAGCAGCUACGUGAAAAGCACGGAAAAUUGAAACGUGCCGAGAUGCACCACGCCGGACCUCGUGCCAAAAGCCAGCAAGCCCUGGAUAUACGACAGGAAAGGGACCAAGUGGAACAGUCUUUGCGUCGCGCUGAGAGUCUUCAAAAUGAGCGCAUACGUCGUGAGCGCGAACGAAGCGUCAAAUCCGAAUUCAAGAAAGAAAAUCAGCGCCGUGUAGAUGCAGGCCUGCGUCCCUACUUUCCGAAAAAGGCUCAGUUCCAUGAAGCGGUACUUCGCAAGCAGUUCGAAAGUAUGUCCAACGGAACAGGAUCAAGCGCUGCGCUACGCAAGUCUAUGGAUCGCAAACGUCGUAAAGACGCUCAGAAGGAAAAGAAAUCUCUUGACUCGGCACUGGGUGGCGGUGCACGUACCGAUCUAGCAUCACACCGCCCUGGCGGUGCCCGGCCACAUAAGCGAGGCCGUCGUGGAUAA